UAAUUCCCCCACAAUGCCGUGCUGUAACCCCAGUGACCUAGAACUACACAUGCUGAGUGAGAGUGUGGCAAACUAAGAAGAAAACACCAUGUCUAAGGGCGCCAAGGCCGCCAAGAAAAUGGUACAGGCGGCAGGAGGACCUAACUUCAUCAAGGGUAUAGUACCAGCUGGGCAGGCCCUACCAGCACCGCCUCUGGGACCGAUUCUAGGACAGAGAGGAAUCCCUAUAGCUCAGUUUUGCAAGGACUUCAAUGAGAAGACAAAGCACAUUAAGGAGGGUGUACCAAUGCCAUGUAAGAUAACAAUAUUGCCCAAUAGGAAAUGGAACAUUGAAUUCAAACUGCCUCCAGUGUCAUACUUCUUGAAGGCUGCAGCAGGUGUGGCUAAAGGGGCUCACAGCACAGGACAUGAAAUUGGAGGAAUCGUGACGGUUAAACAUAUAUAUGAGAUUGCCAAAGUCAAAGGUCAAGAGGAACACCUGAAGCAUAUGAAUCUUGAACAGAUGUGUAAAACCAUCAUUGGACAGGCUAGAUCCAUGGGAAUUCAGGUUGUUCACCAGCUAGGGGCAGAGGAGUAUAGGGUGUUCCUACAGGAGCUGGCUGAGAGAAGAGUAAGGGAGGCAGAAGAGAAGGCAGCAGCUGCAGAAGAAGCACUGAAAGGGAUGAGAUGAUGACAGGACAGACAGUCUGGAGUACUUCCAAUGUUUCAUCAGUGUUCAGCUGUUCUUGAGAGAACUGACUACUUGGCUCUUACGAUAUCAAGAUUUUGAAACAGGGAAAGUGUUUCUUUGUUAGAUUCAAAGGACUCCAAUUAGAGUACACUAACUCGUACCUGGGCACAAUAUUAUGCCAGAAAGAUUGUUGGCAGUUUAUUGGUCAUAUGUACAUGUAAUGAUGAAGUACUGAAGGGCAUACAUUAAAAAAAUUCAGAAAAAUAUCCAGGUUUACCUGCAAAAUGUAAGAAGCACGACACUGAUAGUCAUAAUCAUUUGUUUAAUUUUACACUGUGAAAUACUAGUAUACACAAUCAAAA
Branchiostoma floridae (Florida lancelet) is the source of this 1032-nucleotide messenger RNA. Its product is annotated as 39S ribosomal protein L11, mitochondrial-like. Gene Ontology annotation, cellular component: mitochondrial large ribosomal subunit; ribosome. The transcript has 5 exons. Gene Ontology annotation, biological process: translation. The record is from RefSeq and is a predicted model, not a curated record. Lineage: Eukaryota; Metazoa; Chordata; Leptocardii; Amphioxiformes; Branchiostomatidae. Gene Ontology annotation, molecular function: structural constituent of ribosome; large ribosomal subunit rRNA binding. Bases 89 to 670 code for a protein of 193 amino acids.